AUGCAAAGUGCUUUAGUAGGAUCCUGGCACAACACUGGCUUUUAUGGGCACUACAGAGGCCAAUUCAAGAGUGAAAGUGCUCAAGAAUACCGUCUUGCAGCCAAGCCCCAGCCUCCAGCAGUGUUCCUGCGGCGAUGUCAGGAGCCAGCACAGCAACACUUCUUCUCCAAGCAUGACAACCGUACUUCUUUCGACAAAGAGGGCCCCUACUGCCUGCUGCAGGGAAUCGGAAGGCGAAAAGACCUGGAGCACCUGUGGCAGCGGCACACCUUCCUGCGCUGGGCACCCUGUGAGCUGGAGUUGAGCCAGCAGCGGCCCCUUGAAUCCUCCUACCAGGCCAAUUUCCGGUCAGGCCCUGGACUCAGUGACCUCCCCCAGCGCCUUGUCCACUUUGUGCAGAUCCAGCCUCCCCGUACCAGCACCACCUAUCAGCAGAACUUCUGCCAACCAUCCCAGGGUGGCCAUUGUGGCAGCAACAAUGUGGGGCCAGUCACCAACACACUGCCUGACCUCCCAGGGAUCCCAAGACCCAAGCUGCUGCAGCAUUACCUUCAUGCUGGGGUCUCUGAGUGUCUAAACUGGUCCAGAGCAUUAAACAAGGAUGGCUAA
Puma concolor (puma) is the source of this 609-nucleotide messenger RNA. NCBI's taxonomy places the organism in Eukaryota, Metazoa, Chordata, Mammalia, Carnivora, Felidae. The record is from RefSeq and is a predicted model, not a curated record.